CGAUCCACGCAGUACGGCUGGCAUUGAGCUGCUGUGUGUUUACAUGAUUACCUAGAAACGAUGUUGGAGAAUCCGUUUACGAAAUCCGGUUUUGGGAGCCCCAUGUGACAGAUGAAUGAAGUUCCGAUUGUAACAAGUCGUACUGGUCGUGUUUAUUGCUGGGAACUGCUAAAUGAGUUUACGUCUUUAAGAGCUAUAAAGUCUUUGGCUGUUGUUUAUCCACGCGAUGUUUACAAACUGAGUUUGCUAUACAACACAUUUAUUUUUUCAAAAGAAGUGUGGGUAAAACGUUGUUUUGUGCUACUUUUCACCGUUGUCAAACACCAGGCAUGAAGUUAACUACAGCGUUAUUUAAAGGCCCGGGUCGUAGGCCACAAAUGGAACCUGUUCCCUUUCAAGAGAUUUUACCCCUGAAGCUGAAAGGAAGUGUGUCAGGGAAAGGAGACAAAACAUCAAAGGCUAGCUGUGUACAAGAAAUGGCAGUAAUGCUAGCAUGCCUGAAGCAAAAUGAGUUUGAUCAGGCAAUGUGCUCCAGUGAAAUUAAAAUUUUCCAAGAUUGUGUGAAGGAAUAUGAUGAAAAGAAGAAAUUGAAGGAUACACAGGAAAAGCUGGGUAUUUUAACACCUGGUGAAAGAAAUUUAAGUCACAAGCAAAUAAAUCAGUUGCUGAGAAGAUUUCCUCCUUUAUCAUAAAAUUUAUUUACGUAGAGUAAAAUAGAUAUUUGGUAAAAUUGUAAUGUAAGAUUUGAUUGCGUUGUUUGUAUAUAUAUAAUUGCUUCCAAAGGAAGUGAAUAAAAGUGUUAAAAAUUUCUAAA
Schistocerca serialis cubense is the source of this 814-nucleotide messenger RNA. RefSeq names its product coiled-coil-helix-coiled-coil-helix domain-containing protein 1. Gene Ontology annotation, cellular component: mitochondrion; nucleoplasm; mitochondrial ribosome. NCBI's taxonomy places the organism in Eukaryota, Metazoa, Arthropoda, Insecta, Orthoptera, Acrididae. Bases 330 to 692 code for a protein of 120 amino acids. Gene Ontology annotation, biological process: mitochondrial translation. The record is from RefSeq and is a predicted model, not a curated record. The transcript has 4 exons. Gene Ontology annotation, molecular function: RNA binding.